ACGACAUCACAGCUCGCAUCCUCUACUUCAUUCCACAUGCAUGCACAACCAUGAAGGAAACGGCGACUGAAAUGCACCCGGAUAAUAAGCAAUAUUUUUUUUGCAUGCACAGGACUGCAGAUGGGAUCGUGCAAUAGGUUAUCAUCUCUUCUCUAAGAUAAGACUCACAUCAGCCACCAUCAUGGAUGCAGUGCCAGAAUACUCGAUCUUCCUUGUCAGGAUUUUGGAGGAACUAGACACCAAGUACAGCACUGUGUCAUAUCAGGAUCUGUGUAAGUCUCUGUGUGCUCGUUUUGACCUGGUACAUCUGGCAAAACUUAGGAGCUUACUAUUCUACACAGCAUGUUUGGAUCCUAGUUUUCCCGCUACCUUAUUUAAGGACAAAAUGAGGUGUUCGGUGGAAGAUCAGCAGUCUAAGAAGCUCAUGGUAGCUGCGGACAUUGUGACCAUGUUCAACCUCAUCCAGAUGAACGGUGGGAUGGCCAAAGACAAGUUGCCAGUUAGUCAGAAACCCAAGUUUCAUAAAAAUCAAUCCUUUGAGUCCUGCAGAUCUGAUACAGACGUGUAUAAAUACAGCGAGUGUGAAAGUGUGUAUGGUCACACAGACAGAAGGGGUCAUCGUGCUUCUCGGAACUCACCCUGCCCCAAAUCUGAGUGCAACAGCUGUCAGCCAUUUAUACCAGCUUCAGAGCCUAAUUUUCUCCUGGGAGUCAACAAGGAUCUGAAAUGUAGAGCAGCAUCACUGGAUAAGCUGCAGCAUCUGCCUCAGUAUGCCAGUGCCAGUCCUCCGCCGUGUGAGAUGCAGAGCACCUACUUUCCCAUGGACAUCGAUAGUGAGUCCACUACCGACCACGACUCCCUGCACAUCAACCCGGGUGGCAAGGACGUUUUUCUGCCUAACUCAGAGUCUUUUAGCGUGCACUCGUGUAUGCAAAAGCGGAAUAUUUUCAAGGAGGACUUUCACAACCUUGUUGCCUUUUCGCCCCGUGUGAUCUCUGCGGAGUCUAAAGCCAGUGCCAGAGACAGUGGAGAUUACCACAGGAGGGAAUUGCACAAGCCUCCAACUUUCUUUAAUCACAGCUUUGAGUUGCCAUAUAGCAACCCUUAUUUCGAACCAGUCAACUCACCUAUACAAAGCAAAGGACGAGUGAAGCACGAGAGUCUAGAUGACUUGCAGGCAUCCACAUAUUUUGGUCCAACAACGGUCACUGAGUGUGUGAACACCAAGAGGACUUUUGGGAAGCAGAGCAGGCAGCCUGCCUGGCCCGUCAAGAGCUUAAGCCUGAACGCAGAUGAGGGCUCUGAUUUUGAGAGAUCCUUUUUAAACCAUAAGGUGCCAGUAGACAAUCAUCGGCAUAUUAGUAUGAUGGACAACGAUCAUCACUUCCAGUGUGCCAAAGAGAAGCCCACAGCCUCUCCGUCAGGCUUCUCAAAGAAGUCCAGCGGUCCAAAGAUAAAAGAGAUGGCCUCUGUUGGUUGUGGUCCGAGUUCUGAAAAGAGAGAAGGAGGAAAGAGAUAUAAAGACAAGAGCAUCAACUGUCCAUCGCUCCAGACUGCUAACGUAGACAACGGUCUUAGUGUGGGUACUCAGACUGACCAGUCAGAACAGAGGAAGCUGAAAGACUACAGUAUGCGCAAGUAUGCAGAGAGGCCACCGUUUAAACAAACAGACGAGGAGUGUGAGCUCGUAAGUGAUGACAUUAGUGACAUAUUUCGCUUUCUGGAUGACAUGAGCAUAAGCGACUCUAUUGGGAUACCCCAGUCAUCCUGUUACAACAGUAAUGGCUCGCUCUCUCAGGUGACAAAGUCAGAUGGUGAUAGCUCACCUGAACGCAACACGAUCAAACUAGGCAAGUCUGCCAGCAAGCUAGACCAUCUAUUCCACUCUCUAGAGAACACUGAUGACGAGCUCAAAGCGAGUGUAUGCAAGCUGGUCCUCAGGAUUGGUGAAAUCGAGAAGAAGCUUGAAUCCCUCUCAGGAGUGCGUGGAGAGAUUUCACAGGUCCUGUCCAAGCUCACCAAGUUGGAUGAGAAGAUCCAAGAGCCAGAAACAAAUGGGAAAUCUAGUGAUGGUGGCAUGGCUCAGAUUCAGACGGAUGUGAACCUUUCACCACACAUGUUCCAGUGCCACACCACAGGUCACACUGUCAAAGUGGACACAAACACAGACUGGUGCUGCUCAGAUGCUAGUGGAAGUGAAAGCCUGAGGGUGAAGGCGCUAAAGAAGAGCAUGUUCACUCGCAGGUCUUCCAGGUCUUUGACAGAGGAGAACAGUGCUACCGAGUCCAAAGUGGCCAGCAUCACCAAUUCUCCUCGAGACUGGAGAACUGUCUCUUAUUCAAGCCAUCCGGGAGAAGAUGUGAAAGAGAAGGACAGGCACGGUGAAGGCAAGGACAGACAUAGGAAAGCCAAAGAGACAGAUCGGCAGUAUGACCCUCACCAGGCACACCGGUCAUCCAAGGUCCCAAAGGACUCAUACCUGGUGGAGCAAGUUUUCAGCCCCCACCAUUUCCCCCCCUCUGUCAAGUCACACAUGAAGGGGAGUCCUCUGUACACAGACCUGCGAUUGACUGGUAUGACUGACAGCAAACGUCCACAACCCUCCUGGACCAUAGAGGAAUUCAAACGCAACUCAGGAGACAAGAACAAACUCAGUGUGCUGGACCUACAGACCCAGGAGUCACUCAACCCCAAUAAUCUGGAGUACUGGAUGGAGGACAUCUAUACGCCGGGCUAUGAUUCACUGCUCAAGCGCAAAGAGGCGGAGUUUCGGAGGGCCAAAUUUUGCAAGAUUGGUGCUCUGAUCGCUGCAGCAGCCUGCACUGUGAUAUUGGUCAUCGUUGUGCCCAUUUGCACUAUGAAGUCUUGAGGUCUUCUUGUUUUGCCAAUAAACACAAGACAACUUGUUUUGCUGAUGUAGGGUUAAUUUUGGUGCCUAGAUUAAGCCUUAUUGUGAAUUUGAUAGAACUUUUAAUGGCAGACAUCCAUUCAGAGAACUGUUAUGUUCAGUUUUUGGCUUAAUCCAGGCACAAAGAACUGGUUUUAGAGUCCAACUACAAAUACAAUUCCUUACUGAGGAUUAACAUUUGAUGUUUGUCCUUUUUAUUUCUAGUAGAAAAAUUAUUUGUUAACAUAGACUUUUAUGAAACAUAGAUAAUGUUUUCUUGUUUUAUAGCUAGUAUUUAACAUACUAAAUUAAGAUAUUUCAAUUCUGAAAUCUUUAUGUUGUUGCAAUAGAUACUACAAGGAAGGAAGCGUAGUAUAUUUUUAUUUUACUAUGAUUCUAUGAGAAUUAUUUUUCAAUAAAUUUGCAGACAGAAUGUGAUGCUGUACAGCAAGGUUUAUCUUUUUUGACAAAUCAGGAAUGUUCUAUUGGGUUUGUGCAAUGUUUCUUUUCCCUAAGUGACGAUUUAGAUAUGAUAGACGACUAGAUUACUAUAUAUUCAAGAAAACCAUUUCAGAAGAAGUGAAUGUAUGAAUGGUCAUUGUAUGUAUUAAUUGUAUGAGGAUUCUAAAAUGAUUCCUCUCUUGAUGUUUACUUGUUAUUUCUUAGUACUCAGUACACAAUUGAAAAUUAAUUCAGCAAUCAAUUGGAUACUGGAAUGAUGCUAUGACUUUUGAUAAGCAGUAUUCCCCUAGUUAUUUCAUGCUAAUGAUUUACUUGAAGGUUCUCUUUACAUGCUUAGCAGUUCAAUUGUUUUACUUUUGAAUUUGGACUAUAUACGAAAUGUCAACUUCAUCUGUAUCUAUGGCCCAAAUUGUACGAUUCAUCUUAUUAGUGUUCUUAUGCUGCCUUCACAUACUCAUCGGAUGUCCUCUUUCCCAGCUGCAAGUUCAUAAUUAUGUUUUUGCAUUCCAGUGCAUUGAUAUUGUUAUUUGGCAUCUUCUUGACAUUCUUCAAACCUUCUGAGUCCAGAGUAAAUGUCAGUAUCCAAAUGAAUCUCAUGAUAAUUCUAAUAGCACUUGAGGGCAGCAUUUGUAAAACACUGUAGGCAAUGCCCUAAGUGCUAAAAUGUAUAGAAUCUAUUUUAAAAAGUCCCAAAAGUCAUUACUUUAAUUUUUCAUAUGUUGUACUCUCCAUAGUAAUAGGAUUCACAUAAUGCAUUAUGUACAUCAGUGCUUUGUUACUGAGAAAUGGCAGUGAGCAGCAAGAUGGUUAACCUGGAAAUGAUUAUGUAAUGAAAUCAAGGGUAAUGUUAUGUGUACAGUACAUCUAUGGGACAUCUAUCUGUGGCAUCUUAAAGGCUUAUCUCAACCGCUAAUUAGCAGAUAAGAAAGCAGGCUACCUUAACUAGCUACGUAGAUAGGCUACAAUAGCACAAAGUGUUGACCUCUUUUCUUGCAACUCAUAUCCCAAUCCAUAUUUUUGAGCCAUUAGAAUGAAAUUACAAUAAUUAUUCUACUUGAAACUAGCAUUUGGGAUGUUCCCUGUGUCUGUCUUUGCUGGGGUGUAGCAGAGUCCAUUUAUUACUCUUCAUAGAGGCCUUAGGACCACUGAAUGCAAACUGCCAGCUACAUAUUACUUUUAAAUUUCCCAAGUGGAACAAGUCAUGCUUGGCCAAUUUAGUUUGACAAUUUAUGAUUUUCAUCAAAUUGUCAUCAAGAAAACAUCCAACUGCUGCUGAGAUGAAAAAUUACAGAGUGAGUUGUUUUGCUGUGCUCAUUCAUGUUUGCUUUGUAACAUAUCUGUAGGGUUGACACUGCGAGAGAGAAGUGUUUCAUAAAAAAUGAUCUCUCACUAAUGUAACUAGACUUAUGGGAAUUUAACCCUACUUCUUGUGAAAUUGCACAUGCCCAACUGCUUUUGGUUUUCUUUCUUUGAAUGUCAUUUGAAUGUGCCAUAUCCAGACACCUUGAUUAAAGGUUUGGUUCAGCGAAAUAUUAAUUUACACAAUUUUCCCCUCAUAUCAAAUGUAGUCAAUCGACCUAGCUGUUACAAAUUAUACUAUAAUCCACAUAGCAUGCAGCUUUUCUUUAGAAUACCACCUUUAAGGAAGUAAAUAAUUAUUCAGGAUGGCUGUUGCAUAACAUUGCAACAUUCAACUACAUGGUAAAGGUACAAGUAUUUACAAAGAAAAAGUAUUGAUGGAAAUUAUUAUGAGUGAGAUCCAUUACCAUUACUUGUUAGCUAUGUUAGUCUCAUAGUUGAAAGUGAAAUCUAAAGAAGGCAAUGCCAGACACUAAACGUGUUGGCAGAUUGACUACAUCUGAAGUUAACUGAAAACUAUCAAGUAGAUUUUUCACAAAACCAUUCCUUUAAUAAUCAGUUGUUUGAAUGUGGGAUGUUGAUAGAAGAUACUCUGUCGGGUGACUCUGCCUUCACCACAGGAACUGUGAGCCCUCGUACACUGUAAGACCCUGUACAUAAACUUCAGGUUCAAAGUGCAUAAUGUAAAACAGUUGUAACUGGAAUAUUAUUCUAAUAAAACUCUUAUUGUUCUGA
Molecule: messenger RNA, 5443 nt
Organism: Ictalurus punctatus (channel catfish)
Lineage: Eukaryota; Metazoa; Chordata; Actinopteri; Siluriformes; Ictaluridae
Gene: minar1
Product: membrane integral NOTCH2 associated receptor 1
Exons: 4
Coding region: 182-2869 (895 amino acids)
Biological process (GO): negative regulation of cell population proliferation; negative regulation of TOR signaling
Cellular component (GO): plasma membrane
Source: RefSeq, a predicted model, not a curated record